ACAUGAGGGCAGGUCUGUAGUCGCUGCUCCACAGGGCGGGACAGAUAAUGAUGACGUACAGUGAAAGCUGCCUGUCUGUCUAGUGGAGAAGCGGAGUCGUGGAGCUCGGAUGGGAUAGCCUACUCUCCCGAUGCUAGUGGAGUGAAGGUGUAUCUGUCGGAUAAUAUGCUACCGAUCACUCUAGAAAAAAGACGUCGCCGAUUCAGUUCCAUCUGAAAUAGGCUACACUGGUGACGGAUAUCCAAGCGGAUUGCCUCGUGAUUCCAGCAUUGAUGGCAAGAAAAUAAUUAUUCCCCAAAACAAGACGCGGCUUCUGUGGUCAACCUGUCUGCGAAUGCACCCUACAAAUUAAAACGCGCAUUUCGAUCAUUUACCCCACAUUCAUACAACAAGUUUCAGCGAUCUUACUUGUUUUUUUGGACCUUUGCAUUUUCCCCUUCAGCCAUGGACGAAGACAAUCAAGUACCUGAAGACCUUUCCUUGGAAGAGAGAGAUGAGCUGUCAAACAUACGACGCAGGAAAAAAGAGCUACUGGAUGACAUUGAGCGGUUGAAGUUUGAGAUCGCAGAGGUGAUGACUGAGAUCGAGCAGCUAACCUGCGUGGGGGAGAGUAAAACAACACAAAGAAAUAAACAGAUCGCCAUGGGAAGGAAGAAAUUCAACAUGGACCCCAAAAAGGGGAUCCAGUUUCUGUUGGAGAACGACCUUCUCCAGCACACUCCUGAGGACGUAUCCCAGUUCCUCUACAAAGGAGAGGGCCUCAACAAAACUGUCAUAGGGGACUACUUAGGAGAGAGGGACGACUUCAACCUCAAGGUGUUGCAGGCGUUCGUGGACCUUCAUGAGUUUGCGGAUCUCAACCUCGUACAGGCUUUACGACAGUUUCUGUGGAGUUUCAGACUGCCUGGUGAGGCUCAGAAGAUCGAUCGUAUGAUGGAGGCCUUCGCUUCGCGGUACUGCUCCUGCAACCCCGGUGUCUUCCAAUCCACAGACACAUGUUAUGUCCUGUCCUUCGCCAUCAUCAUGUUGAAUACCAGCCUCCACAACCCCAACGUCAGAGACAAGCCCCCCGUAGAGAGAUUCAUCUCCAUGAACAGAGGCAUCAACGAGGGAGGAGACCUGCCAGAGGACCUACUCAGGAAUCUCUAUGAGAGCAUUAAGAGUGAACCCUUUAAGAUCCCAGAGGAUGAUGGGAACGACCUAACUCACACGUUCUUCAACCCAGACAGAGAGGGAUGGCUGCUCAAACUGGGGGGAAGAGUGAAGACCUGGAAGAGAAGGUGGUUCAUUCUGACAGACAACUGCCUGUACUACUUUGAGUACACAACAGAUAAGGAGCCUCGUGGGAUCAUCCCCUUAGAGAACCUCAGUAUCAGAGAGGUGGAGGAACCCAGGAAACCAAACUGCUUCGAGCUCUACAACCCCAACCACAAGGGUUCGGUGAUCAAGGCGUGUAAGACGGAGGCGGACGGCCGGGUCGUCGAGGGCAACCACACGGUGUACAGGAUAUCGGCGCCCACGACUGAGGAGAAGGAGGAGUGGAUCAAGUCCAUCAAGGCGAGCAUCAGCAGGGAUCCCUUCUAUGAUAUGUUGGCCACCAGGAAAAGACGGAUUGCCAACAAGAAGUGAGCAGGGACACCCCUCAUCCCAGGACACCCCAAACUGGGACACCCCAAACUGGGACACCCCUCAUCCCAGGACACCCCUCAUCCCAGGACGUCCCAAACUGGGACACCCCAAACCCCCCUUCCUCAGCCCACCAAUCCUCUUUCCCAGACAGACCUUACUCAUGAAGUUAAACACCCCUUCCACACUCCCCCUCCCUCCCCCCUCACCCAUCCAUCCCUCCCUCGACUCCCACGGACAGACUCCACUCAUGAAGUUCCCUCCCUACUAUCCCCCCCCCCUCCUCCCUCCCCCCUCCCUCCACUCCCACGGACAGACUCCACUCAUGAAGUUCCCUCCCUACUAUCCCUCCCUCCCCCUGGACCCCCAGAGCCCAACUUGUCACUAGAGAGAUGAUGGUCAACCAAAGAUAGCCAUCUGACCCUUCAGACCCUGAUAGAACUCGCACCCGGUCUUGAAGACAACGAGGACAGUCUCCGGUCUUGAAGACAACCCCCGUCCCCAUUCUGGACACUUCCCCAGCCCUGGCUGCAGUACCAGGGGCUGGAGUUACAGGGACAUGACGUCCCAGGACUAAAGCAGAGGGCCAACACAGGGAGACAUCCCUCUAUAGGACCUGUGUGGUUCAGCCACACUACAGAUUACCGAGGGAAGCCAGUGGGAUGUAUUAACAUGUAUUAACACACAUUCUCUCUCUCUGUCUCUCUCAUCUCUUUACUCCCCCACACUGCCCUCCUGUGUUCCCCACAUUCGUUCUGAUUACAUCCAUGUGUUUCUAGCAGGGGUUGGAGCAGAAAUGAUUUCCCAAUCGUUCCAUUCCGAGCAGAAACCCAAUUUUUUUCAUUCUGUUCCAGUGUUCCGACCAGAAAAUACAGUUCUGAACCAGUUCCAACCAUCAAAAAGUAACAGCUUAUAUAUAUCCUUUUCAUAAAAUGUUUAACCUGUGAAAUCAACAUGUAUUUAGCAAAUUUUUACUCCAACAAUUUUUACUCCACCAAUUAGUGCCGAUAGAGCAACUUGCUAUGGAACGGGUUAGAUUGUUGUUUACAUUUUUAUUUGGUCACAUAAGUGCAGGUGUGAGAUGCGACUUAUUUAAAUGUAAUGGGUGGGGCAAGAGUGAGAGAGAGGGGUGGACAUGGAGGGGGCUUGGCUUGAAGCUCUAAACAUCAUAACAGGUCUUGAAUUAGAAUGAGUAUUAUAUACUAGAAUUUAUAUUAAUUUAUUUUUGGAACUCAAAAGAACAUUGGUUCUCAAGAUUUGAAAACAGUUAAGGGUUAUGUUAUGUUCCGGAACACUAGGGAUCACUUUUGUACACGGUUCUGUUUCUGUUCCUCAAAACAUGUAUUUAUUUUUCUGCUCUGUUCCCUGAACUGGUUCCAACCCCUGCUUUCUAGGUCUUCUGCAUUUGGGCGACUUGAAAGGCAAAACUGCAAUUUUUCACAUACACAUGCAUGUAUGUCUGUUUAUAGAUAUACCAUAAAGUGCAUUUAGAAGUGGGUGUGCUAACUUGUGUGUGUAUCUACACAGUAUAUAUGCAUGUAUGUAUGUAAACACAGUAGUGCGCAAGCCAAGCGCAGACAUUAAACACAACGACUGUCUUAAUGUCAUCUCUGACAUCCAUUAUACAGAAAGGUUUGUGUGUGAUCAUUUAUGAAGAUGGUAGAAAAACCGAGUUCCUCUUGUGAAUGUUCAGAUGGAUGGAAAGACAUGGCAGAAAGAGGAGAGUGAGAGAUGGAGGGAGGGAGAGAAAGUUCCAGGGCUGCAGUAACUGUACAUGAACAUGUGACCUGACCAGGAACAAAUCUGGGCCUUACACUCCUGGCCCUAAACAUAAACCAUGUAAUCAUCCCACUAUGGUGCUCAACUCUUUUUCCCAGGUGCCAUUGCAGCAGUUCUGCUGCAACCUCAGAAUACAAUGCUAGGUUAGUGCUGAAAUUAGGAAGACAAAACCUAGAAAAACUACAACAUUAAAGUCUUGAGUCAGCUGGACUGAUUCCAAACAUUGUGCGGACCACAGAAUAUUAAAAUGUGCAUACUUUUUAUCUUUGGUUGUGAAUUAUAGGGGUGGUUACAUGGACCUAUAUUUAGCCUAUGAUUGGAGUUACUCCAUUUUCAAUGGCGUGUCUGCAAUGCAAUUGAACGUCCUUUGAAAAUGUGUUGUAGUCUAAGAGAAUGCUUGAAUAUGGGUUUGUGAAACAGCCCAAUAAGGGUACCAGUCAUUUUAAGCUUUUCUUUCAGUGUCUCGAGGUCCAACAGCGCCAACAGCGCCAGUGAGGGGCGAUGCAUUGAUGUGACCCAUAUGCUUUUCAUUUGUAACCUAAGAUCCUUGCUUGCUUUUUGUGUUCCCCUUACAAAAUAUAAUCUAUUAUCUUGUUUGUAUUUAUUUUCUUUGUCAAAUGGUUCCAUUCUGUCCGUAAGCGUUAACUAAAGACUUAAGUUAUGUAUAUGUAAAUAAUGUAGAGGUUUUAUGGGUCUCCUUUUUGUUGUUGUAUGAAUACUCUGAAACAUGUUACACCUACUGGCUGUACUUUGCAUCAGGUCAGUUUGAGGUCUUCUGUACACAAGUCAAAAACAAAUACUAUAUAACGUGAUGUCAGGAAAAGUCCAUUUCCAGCAGGAAUGAGGAUGAUAAUGAUGGCGAUGAGGGUGAUGAUGUGGAUGAAUAGGAUAUGGGUGGUAGUAAUACUGAUGAUGGUGAUGAUGAUAAGGCAGAUGUUGAGGAUGAAUAGGACAUGAGUGGUAGUAAUAUUGAUGAUUAUGGUGAUGAUGAUGAUGAUGAUGAUAAGGCAGAUGUUGAGGAUGAAUAGGAUAUGGGUGGUAGUAAUACUGAUGAUGAUGAUGAUAAGGCAGAUGUUGAGGAUGAAUAGGAUAUGGGUGGUAGUAAUAUUGAUGAUGAUAAGGCAGAUGUUGAGGAUGAAUAGGACAUGGGUGGCAGUAAUAUUGAUGAUGAUGGUGAUGAUGAUAAGGCAGAUGUUGAGGAUGAAUAGGAUAUGGGUGGUAGUAAUAUUGAUGAUGAUAAGGCAGAUGUUGAGGAUGAAGAGGAUAUGGGUGGUAGUAAUAUUGAUGAUGAUGGUGAUGAUGAUGAAGCAGAUGUUGAGAAUGAAUAGGAUAUGGGUGGCAGUAAUAUUGAUGAUGAUGAAAAUUAUGAUGUCCGAACUAUAAUGCUGACUGAUGAAGUUGAAUCCAGUACUUUUUCUAUGUGUUUGUAAGAUAUGACCCCUGAUCUCAGGGCAGAAUAUUACCUACUACUGCCCCUUGUGUGGGGCUAUAGCUAAAUGAACUUUUCUAUCUCUGUAAAAGCUAUUGGUCACAUUGUACAUUACGUGGAAAGCUACAUAAAGUAUACAAAGACUA
Oncorhynchus kisutch (coho salmon) is the source of this 4980-nucleotide messenger RNA. RefSeq names its product cytohesin 3b (gene cyth3b). The coding region runs from base 445 to 1629 and encodes 394 amino acids. Lineage: Eukaryota; Metazoa; Chordata; Actinopteri; Salmoniformes; Salmonidae. The transcript is spliced from 13 exons. Gene Ontology annotation, biological process: regulation of ARF protein signal transduction. Gene Ontology annotation, molecular function: guanyl-nucleotide exchange factor activity. The record is from RefSeq and is a predicted model, not a curated record.